Messenger RNA from Cylindrotheca closterium, 660 nucleotides. NCBI's taxonomy places the organism in Eukaryota, Bacillariophyta, Bacillariophyceae, Bacillariales, Bacillariaceae. The record is from the annotation of a GenBank genome assembly.
AUGCAACGCCCCGAAGUGGAAAUCCUGCAAAGUUCAGCCGAAGGCACUCGUGAAACCGCACCCAAAGCUGGAAUCUCCGUGACGGCCUCUCGGUCCCUCUCGAUGGCUUCCACACCGGCCGAAACCUAUCCGCAAAAGGAUGUGCCCAGAGUGAAACCCGUCAGUCCCACCAAUCUGACCCACGCGUCGACGGGAGGCGGCAAUGGUCCCACCAUUGGAACGGCGAGUUGCUGGAACGCGCUCCAGCAAAUUCAAGACUCCAUUGUCGAAACCUCCCAAGCCGCUCGAGCGUCUCGCCUGAGUUCCGAAUACUCGGGACAAUCUGCAAUGCGAGCAAAGGUCAAUGACACCCUGGGGGUCGCCAAGGUGGCAUCGGUCACCUGUUGGUCCAAAAUGUCCCAAUUUGCCUGGGAUUUGGCCUUGCCCGAAGUGGAUUCCAACAAGCAUUCCGAUGGUGGUACUAAAUCGAACAAAGUUCCAGCGGGGAUGCAAAAUGUGACGGGGGUGACCAAUGCCGAACGAUUGAAACAAAAGGCGGCCCAAUCCGUCACGGCACCGGAAUUGCCACCGGAAGGAGAAUCAUCGUUGCCAGAAGAAUCAUUGACGGUCGACGAAGACGGAUUGGCAGUGGAGGUGAUUGAGAAUGUGGAUAGUUUGUGA